AUUACUCCUGGUGCGAGUCCCGCGGACUCGGCGGCCCGCUAUUUGUCAUCAGCUCGCUCUUCAUUGGCGGGGAGCGCGGAGCGAGCAGGGGGGGGUGGGGAGGGGAGGGAAGGCAGGGCUGGCAACUGCCUGGAGCCGUCUCUCCGCGCCGCUGUCGCUGCCGCCGCUGCCUCCGCCGCCGCCGCCUCCGGCUCCUCGCUCGGCCCCUCUCCGCCUCCAUGUGCCGGAUAGCGGGAGCGCCGCGGACCCUGCUGCCGCUGCUGGCGGCCCUGCUCCAGGUUUCUGUGGAGGCUUCUGGUGAGAUCGCGUUAUGCAAGACUGGAUUUCCUGAAGAUGUUUACAGUGCAGUCUUGUCGAAGGAUGUUCACGAAGGACAGCCUCUUCUCAAUGUGAACUUCAGCAGCUGCAACGGGAAGAGGCGGGUGCAGUAUGAGAGCAGCGAGCCGGCCGACUUCCAAGUGGACGCCGAGGGCAGGGUGUACGCGGCCAGGAGCUUCCCGCUGUCCGCGGAGCGGGCCAGGUUCCUGAUCUUCGCCCGGGACAAAGAGACGCAAGAGAAGUGGCAAGUGGCCGUAAAACUGAGCCUAAGGCCAGCCUUAGCCGAGGAGUCUGCAAAGGAGUCACGUGAAAUUGAAGAAAUAGUAUUCCCGAGACAACUCUCCAAGAACGGUGGCUCCCUGCAAAGGCAGAAGAGAGACUGGGUCAUCCCGCCAAUCAAUUUGCCAGAAAACUCCAGAGGGCCUUUUCCUCAGGAGCUUGUCAGGAUCCGGUCUGAUAGGGAUACAAACCUUUCUCUGCGAUACAGCGUAACAGGGCCAGGAGCUGACCAGCCUCCGACUGGCAUCUUCAUCAUCAACCCCAUCUCAGGGCAGCUGUCGGUGACCAAGCCUCUGGAUCGUGAGCUGAUCGCGCGGUUUCAUCUGAGGGCGCACGCAGUAGAUAUCAAUGGCAACCAAGUGGAGAACCCCAUCGACAUUGUCAUCAACGUAAUUGAUAUGAAUGAUAACAGGCCUGAGUUUCUACACCAGGUUUGGAAUGGGUCCGUCCCCGAGGGAUCAAAGCCUGGAACCUAUGUGAUGACGGUAACUGCCAUCGAUGCCGACGACCCCAAUGCCCUGAAUGGGAUGUUGAGAUACAGAAUCUUGUCCCAGGCACCGAGCACCCCUUCACCCAACAUGUUUACAAUCAACAACGAGACUGGCGACAUCAUCACAGUGGCAGCUGGACUUGAUCGAGAGAAAGUGCAACAGUAUACGUUAAUAAUUCAAGCUACGGACAUGGAAGGCAACCCCACCUACGGCCUUUCAAACACCGCCACAGCCGUCAUCACAGUGACAGAUGUCAAUGACAAUCCCCCAGAGUUUACUGCCAUGACGUUCUAUGGCGAAGUCCCUGAGAACAGGGUGGAUGUCAUAGUAGCCAAUCUAACAGUGACCGACAAGGACCAACCGCACACGCCAGCCUGGAACGCCGUGUACAGAAUCAGUGGUGGAGAUCCCACGGGGCGGUUUGCCAUUCAGACGGACCCAAACAGCAAUGAUGGCUUAGUCACCGUGGUAAAACCAAUCGACUUUGAAACGAAUAGGAUGUUUGUCCUUACGGUUGCUGCAGAAAAUCAAGUGCCACUAGCCAAAGGAAUCCAACACCCACCUCAGUCAACAGCAACUGUGUCUGUCACGGUCAUCGAUGUGAAUGAAAGCCCUUAUUUUGCCCCCAAUCCUAGAAUCAUCCGCCAGGAAGAAGGCCUCCAUGCAGGGACCAUGCUGACGACGUUCACGGCCCAGGACCCAGACCGAUACAUGCAGCAGAAUAUUAGAUACACAAAAUUAUCUGAUCCUGCCAACUGGUUAAAAAUAGACCCUGUGAAUGGACAAAUCACUACAAUUGCUGUUUUGGACAGAGAAUCACCAAAUGUGAAAAACAAUAUCUAUAAUGCUACUUUCCUUGCUUCUGACAAUGGAAUUCCUCCAAUGAGUGGAACAGGAACCCUGCAAAUCCAUUUACUUGAUAUUAAUGACAACGCCCCCCAAGUGUUACCUCAAGAGGCAGAGACUUGUGAAACUCCAGACCCCAAUUCAAUCAACAUCACAGCACUUGACUAUGACAUUGAUCCAAAUGCUGGGCCGUUUGCCUUUGAUCUCCCUUUGUCUCCAGUGACCAUUAAGAGAAACUGGACCAUCACUAGGCUUAAUGGUGAUUUUGCUCAACUUAAUUUAAAGAUAAAAUUUCUGGAAGCUGGCAUCUAUGAAGUCCCCAUCAUAAUCACAGAUUCAGGGAAUCCUCCCAAGUCCAACAUCUCCGUCCUCCGCGUGAAAGUCUGCCAGUGUGACUCUAACGGAGACUGCACAGACGUGGACAGGAUUGUGGGGGCGGGGCUCGGCACGGGCGCCAUCAUCGCCAUUCUGCUGUGCAUCAUCAUCCUCCUCGUUCUCGUUCUGAUGUUUGUGGUGUGGAUGAAACGCCGGGAUAAGGAGCGCCAGGCCAAGCAGCUUUUAAUUGACCCAGAAGACGACGUGCGAGAUAACAUUUUAAAAUACGAUGAAGAAGGUGGUGGAGAGGAAGAUCAGGACUAUGACUUGAGCCAACUCCAGCAGCCCGACACCGUGGAGCCAGACGCCAUCAAGCCUGUGGGCAUCCGACGGCUGGACGAGAGGCCCAUUCAUGCUGAACCCCAGUAUCCAGUCAGAUCUGCAGCCCCACACCCUGGAGACAUCGGGGACUUCAUUAACGAGGGCCUGAAAGCAGCCGACAACGACCCCACGGCUCCGCCCUAUGACUCCCUCCUGGUCUUCGACUACGAGGGCAGCGGCUCCACGGCCGGCUCGCUGAGCUCGCUGAAUUCCUCAAGUAGUGGGGGCGAGCAGGACUAUGACUACCUGAACGACUGGGGGCCCCGGUUCAAGAAGCUCGCCGACAUGUACGGAGGAGGCGACGACUGAACUUCACGGCGAACUUGGCUCUUGGACAAAUACAAACAAUUUCAACUGAUAUUCCCAAAAAAAACAAAAAAACAAAAAAAGCAUACAGAAGCUAGGCUUUAACUUUCUAGUCUACUAGCACCGUGCUUGCUGGAGGCUUUGGCGUAGGCUGCGAACCAGUUUGGGCUCACGGGGAAUAUCAGUGAUCCAAUACGAUUUGGAGAAACACUGAGCUCAGCUACACUUGAAUUUUACAGUACAGAGCACUGGGAUUUUAUGUGCCUUUUUGUACCUUUUUCAGAUUGGAAUUAGUUUUCUGUUUAAGGCUUUAAUGGUACUGAUUUCUGAAAUGAUAAGUAAAAGAAAAUAUUUUGUGGAGGGAGCAGAAAGAUAAACCAUGGUAUGCUUCAACACGCCUUUGUUACAUUGCAUUUGCUUUUGUUAAAAUACAGAAUGAAACAAAGAAGAAAAGAAACUCAUGGAGCUGACUUUGUUAUCUUGGGGGAGAAAACCGUGAGGUUGGAAAAUGUACAUUACUUCUUCUUUUAGACUUUAGUUUUUUGUUUUUUUUUUUCACUAAAAUCUUAAAACUUACGCAGCUGGUUGCAAAUAAAGGGAGUUUUCAUAUCACCAAUUUGUAGCAAAAUUGAAUUUUUUCAUAAACUAGAAUGUUAGACACAUUUUGGUCUUAAUUCAUGUACACUUUUUUUUUAUUUCCUGUGUUUUUUCCACUUCCCUGUAAAAAUGGUUAUGUGUACAUAAUGUUUUAUCAGCAUAGUCUGUGGAGAAGCUCAGAGGCUUCAGAACAUGUGUAUGUAUUAUUUGGACUAUGGAUUCAGGUUUUUUGCAUGUUUAUAUCUUUCGUUAUGGGUAAAGUAUUUACAAAACAAAGUGACAUUUGAUUCCACUGUUGAGCUGUAGUUAUAGAAUACUCAAUUUUUAAUUUUUUUUUAAUUUUUUAAUUUUCUUUUUUUUUUUGUUUUGUUUUGGGGAGGGAGAAAAGUUCUUAGCACAAAUGUUUUACAUAAUUUGUACCAAAAAAUAAAUAAAAAUUUUAAAAAGGAAAGGAAAGGAAAAGGGGUGGCCUGGCACUGGUGGUACCAAUAAGUGUGUUGUUUUUUUAAAAAGAAAAAAAAAAAAAAAGAAAGAAAAAGAAAAAAGCUUUUAAAGUGGAGAGACUUCUGACAACAGCUUCGCCUCUGUAAUUGUGUACCAGAACAUAAGUGACACACCUCUGACCCCAGCGUUCUGAAUAAAAUGCUAAUUUUGGA
Messenger RNA from Jaculus jaculus (lesser Egyptian jerboa), 4189 nucleotides. It is a transcript of the gene Cdh2, whose product is annotated as cadherin 2. Gene Ontology annotation, cellular component: presynaptic active zone membrane; apical part of cell; neuron projection. Lineage: Eukaryota; Metazoa; Chordata; Mammalia; Rodentia; Dipodidae. Gene Ontology annotation, molecular function: calcium ion binding; cadherin binding. The transcript is spliced from 16 exons. The coding region runs from base 219 to 2939 and encodes 906 amino acids. The record is from RefSeq and is a predicted model, not a curated record. Gene Ontology annotation, biological process: synapse assembly; regulation of synaptic transmission, glutamatergic; cell-cell junction assembly.